AUGUGUGGCUUCUGCAGUUAUUUCCAUUUUGACACUUCUUCUCAUCAUCAAGAGUUUCCAAACCUUGAUCUUGACACUGCUUUGCAAUAUAUUCAUCAUCGUGGCCCUGAUUCCAGAGGCAAGUUCUUGUCUUCUGAUGGACGUUGUGCCCUAGGCCAUGUUCGUCUUUCUAUCAUUGAUUUAGCUGGUGGCCAACAGCCUUUGAGCAACCCCUCCGGUAGCAUCCAAUCUGUUGUGAAUGGUGAACUCUAUGACUUUGAACGCAUUCGAACUGAACUGCAAGCCAAGGGCCACGCCUUUAGUACCAAGAGUGAUAGCGAGAUUGCUCUCCAUCUCUAUGAAGAAUACGACUUGGGUUUUCUGGAUCAUCUUCGUGGCGAGUUUGCCUUGAACAUCUAUGACGCCAAGAAGAACCGCUUUAUUGCUGCUCGUGAUCGUUACGGUAUCAAGCCUCUGUAUUACACUGUCUCCAAUGACACCUUGCUUGUUGCUAGUGAAAUCAAGUCCUUUAUUCCUAUGGGCUGGAAAGCUGAGUGGGACAUUGACUCGAUUGUACAUAACGGUGCCAUCUCGGAUAUGAGAACCUGCUUCAAGGGCGUCUACAAGUUGCCUCCUGCUCACUAUCUCGUUGCUACUUCUUCUGGAUCCAUUGAAAUCCGUCCAUAUUGGGAUGCUGAUUAUCCUGACAAGCAUGUCAAGGAAACUCGUUCAGUCGAGGAGAUGGUCCAAGGUGUUCAUGACAGACUGCUUGAAGCUGUCAGACACAGAUUGAGAGCUGAUGUUCCUCUUGGUGUCUAUCUGAGCGGUGGUAUCGAUAGUUCCUGUAUUGCUGGUAUUGCCUCCAAGUUGUUGAGAGAGACAAACCCUGACGCUAGAUUGAGAGCCUUCUCCAUCUCCUUUGCUGGUAGUGAAAAGCUAGAUGAAUCGACUAUUGCCGAAAGAACAGCUCAGUUCUGUAACGCUGAAUUCAAGAAGUUGUCAUUGACUGAAGAGGACCUGCUGGCCAACUUUGAAGAUUCCGUUUGGUAUGUCGAGCAACCUCAGGUCAACUUGAAUGGCGUUGGUAAAUUCCUUCUGUCUCGAUUUGUCCGUGAUCAAGGCUACAAAGUUGUCUUGACUGGUGAAGGCUCUGAUGAGCACUUUGGCGGCUAUGGCUUUUUCCAUGAUGAUUACCUUCGUGAGGCAGAUCAUGCUACUCCUGGUGGAUUUGGUGCUUUGACCAAAGAGAAGCUUGCCAUUCGAUCUAAACUCGCUGGUGCCAACAAGGAUAUUAUUGGUGGCUUUGUUAGCUCUGAAUCUAAUCUCUCCCAUAUGGAUAGUUCUCGCAAGAUGGUGAACGGCGUCAACACGCACAAGAUCCUGGGCAACGUGUUUGCUUUGAAGGAUGAAAGCUUCUCUGACGCAGCCAUCUCUCAAUGUGGUUCUCCUGCCCCUGGUUUGGCUAUGGCUGAAAGCAUUAAUGGCAUGGCUCGUUACAAGGCCAACUCCAAAUGGCAUCCUCUCCACACAGCCAUGUACAUUGAAAAUCACACCAUGCUCCCCAACUACCUUUGUAACGCUCUUGGCGACCGUAGUGAGAUGGCUCACUCGAUUGAAGCUCGUACUCCCUUCUUGGAUCACCAUCUGUGCGAAUACGUCAACAAUCUCCCUCCUUCCCUCAAGAUCAAGACCGAAGACGAUGGCUCGUUGAAUGAAAAGUGGGUCCUCAAGGAAGCUGUCAAGCCCUAUAUUACGGACGAAAUCUACAACCGUACCAAGCAUCCCUACGUUGCUCCAUCCUCUAAAGGUCGCAAUCCCAUGGUGAUAGACCUGAUCAACAAGCUCAUCACUAGAGAGAAUCUUGAAAAUAUGGGUUGGGUCAAUUCUGAAAAGUUCAUUCAUAAUAAGAACACCUUCUUACAAAACGGCGAUCCACUUCUCUUUAAAGACAUGUUGCUCAUGAUGUCCUAUGUCAUUCUCUCUCAGCGCUUCAACAUUGCUACUUGGAAUGCUCCUGAAACUGCUGCUGUAGCUCGUUAA
Mucor velutinosus is the source of this 2019-nucleotide messenger RNA. RefSeq names its product Branched-chain amino acid aminotransferase. NCBI's taxonomy places the organism in Eukaryota, Fungi, Mucoromycota, Mucoromycetes, Mucorales, Mucoraceae. The transcript is spliced from 2 exons. The record is from RefSeq and is a predicted model, not a curated record. Gene Ontology annotation, cellular component: cytosol. Gene Ontology annotation, molecular function: asparagine synthase (glutamine-hydrolyzing) activity. Bases 1 to 2019 code for a protein of 672 amino acids.